CGCCCACCCCAAUCUUUCGGCCGACUCACCUCGCACCGUCCUUGUUCGUCGGCGCCGUCGUCCUCGCCCCGCCGACGGACGGCCGAGGAGAAGGCUUCUAUCUCAGAUCUGAGGUGCCCAGCUUCUUCCACGGAGCGGCGGCGGCGGCGGGGAUCGUCGGCUGGCUUCAUGGACCGUCGGCUGGCUAAUAUCCAAGCCAAAUAUGAGCGAGUCCGUGAGCGGUUUACGUGGAGGCGCCACGUUACGGAUAACGGAUUAACAGCGUUGUCGCCCGUUGAAAAUCAGUUUCAUGAGUGGUGUAUGUACUUUAGCACGGCAGUUACAAUGGAGUCUAUUUUCCGACUUUUAGAAGGAAGGGACAUUUUCUUCUCAGUGCAACACCUGAAGGAAUUAAGUGAUGAGGCGAAACAACAAUAUCCUAAUAUGACGGCUGCCAAGCGUCUAUUGAAGAAGCUGGCUUAUGCCGGUGUGCUAAGCGAAACUGAUUACCAGGGUCGACCGCAAUAUGGUCUUCGAUACUGUGUCAGUGGCUUGCGUUCUUAUGAUUUGGACAACAUUCAUCACAUAAGAGCUGCUUUAUAUGAGCUACGGCGAGUUGGGCCGCUUCUGGCAGUUAUUCGUAUCAGUAAAAAUUACGACAAGUGCUGGAACACUGGUGAAGUUUACAAAUAUGAUCCGAAAAAUGUUUGUGGUGAUUCAGCUCGCGCACCAACACAUGCUAUCAGUGUUAUAUCUUUUGCUUUGGAGAACGGUCCGUUUUUUGACUGCCAAGACUCACACGGAGUCACUUUUGGCUCUGGUGGUUUCCUGAAGGUUGAUGUGACGUCAUUCAAAGAACUUUAUUCGUUCAGAGUUGUGGAGGUGUUCGGCGAUUGGACAGAUUGAUUGGUUGGUUCCAAAGGUUGAGCGCGUGCUGAAAUGAAUCUGUGCUGCGUGUGUGAUGGUUCCCAGAUGGUGGUUGGUAGUCAGAGACAGUUUUUGCCUUGUUAGAGUGAUUUAAUUAGGAAAUGGAUGGAGCACCUGCUCAUUCAUGAUUUUGCUGCUAUGGUCGAUGUCGAUCUAGACCAAUUGCUUUCUUCCAUGUUAAUACUACUUGUGUCCAUGUUUUGAUACAUGUUAA
Triticum dicoccoides is the source of this 1120-nucleotide messenger RNA. RefSeq lists its product as uncharacterized. The coding region runs from base 169 to 885 and encodes 238 amino acids. The transcript has 6 exons. The record is from RefSeq and is a predicted model, not a curated record. NCBI's taxonomy places the organism in Eukaryota, Viridiplantae, Streptophyta, Magnoliopsida, Poales, Poaceae.